AUGAAAAAACUAUCACUGCGUCAGUGGAUCCUCAACUUCCUCACAUACAGACUGCAAUCAGUGAGGGUGGGAAAACAAGUCCCCCCCUCCAUCUCACUCAGCACUGGAGCGUCUCAGGGCUGUGUUUUAAGCCCCCUGCUGUACUCACAGUACACUUAUGACUGUGUAGCCACAUCAGACACCACCUCCAUCGUCAAGUUUGCUGACGACACUGUUGUUGUGGGCCUGAUCUCCGACAACAUCGAGACGGCCUACCUGGUGGAGAUUAGGAACCUGGAGACCUGGUGCCAGCUGAUCGUGGACUUCACUACAAAGCAGGCGAGGAAUUACAAACCCCUCAUCAUCAGUGGCACGCCAGUGGAGAGAGUGGACAGUUUCCGAUACCUGGGUGUCCACAUCACUCAGGACCUCUCAUGGUCCUGUCACAUCAAUGCCCUGGUUAAGAAAGCCCGUCAGCAUCUGUUCUUCCUCAGAAGACUUAGAGACUUCCAUCUACCACUGAAGGUGCUCAAGAACUUUUACUCCUGCACCAUCGAGAGCAUCCUGACGGGAAACAUCUGCACCUGGUUUGGGAACAGCACCAAGCAGGACAGACGAGAUCUGCAAAGAGUGGUGCGCUCGGCCGAACGCAUCAUUCAAUCAGAGCUCCGUGACCUGCUGACCAAACGGGUGGUGUAUCCCAGCUUAAAUGCUGACACCAACAAGAGGGACACAUCAGCUGCUGUGAUUAUUGCUCCUCAGAUUUCAUUGCUGGCUUCUGAGUGUUUGGCUGCUGUGAAAAUCUGCAUGUCAGAUUUAUGCAAGCGUGAACAGGCAUUUUAUGACGGCAUCUGUGAAGAUGGAGGGUGCCAAAUAAAAGGCUCAGAGGUCUGUAACAUGACCAUCCAGACAAUACUGCACCAAUUUCCUUCUCUGCCAGGGUGCGUGUGUGCCUGGGAGGAGGAGCUUUGUGAUUCUAUACAAGUGCUGGCCACACAAUGCCACCAAAAGCCAGGUGCGCUCAUGAGGAGUGCAGUAAUGGAUUGGCAGUCAAGCACUUUAUUAAAUUAUGUAUAUGAUGGUGCCGGAUCAUGUUUGGAUCAAUUUAGGGCUUGUCUCAGCGAUUCAGUUUGCAACAGGUUCCUGGCUCCUAUGCUCCAAGCCUGUAAGUCAGGCCAGUGCAAUGAUGAAGGGUGUCAGCAGGAAACUCUGCAGUUCUACAGGAACGUACCCCAAAAUGUUGCAGAGAUGCUGGUCAUGUGCGAGUGUGAAGCUUCAGAUCAGAGCUGUCUGAGCAUGAAAACCGAAUUGCACAGUGGCACCUGUGGAGAUGAGAUCCGGGUCUGUCAGCGUGUACUUAACCAGUGCACUGAGGACAGUAACUGCAGGGGCUUAUUAGAAAAUUUUCAAGCCAAUUGUUGGAGUCCUGAAGAAGCCCAGUGCAUUGACAGUGACCUCCCAAGAGAUGAAUGCUUCACCCAGAUGGAUCCAGAGCUCAUCCUUGGUGCAGACGCUGAAUGCAAAAGGGCCUUCGUGGCUACUUUAGGCACAGUGCUUCACCAUCCUUGUACAUGUAAAAGACUCUACAAUGACGAUCUUCUGACAUGCAGCAUGAUUCACGACGUGCUUCACAAUAGAUCACGCUUCAUGGCAUCUUCAGAAACAAUCAUUCGCCCCUCUAAACCUCCUCAGACCAUUGAAUCAGAUCAUGCUUAUGCUUGGUUACAAGAUUAUCUUCUGUACGUUGUUCCAACCAUCCUGCUUGCUGGUGUCAUAUUAAUGCCUCUGGUUAUUGUCAGUAAAAAAUGGAUCUCGAGAAAGAGAGAUAAAACAAAAUUUCACCAUCCACAGAAAAGCAACUGUGUCGUUAUUCUCUGA
Neolamprologus brichardi is the source of this 1857-nucleotide messenger RNA. The record is from RefSeq and is a predicted model, not a curated record. NCBI's taxonomy places the organism in Eukaryota, Metazoa, Chordata, Actinopteri, Cichliformes, Cichlidae.